AUGGUCGCGCCCCUAGAGAAUAUAGGAAUCCAGACGGCGAAGUAUUGCAAUGUGGCCGGUCUGGGACUUUUGAUUUUUGACUAUUUCUUAACGCUCGAACCUGAAAUUCGAUGGACAUGGAACAGACGCUGGAACGUCGCUCGUGUUCUUUUUGUAAUCUCACGCUACAUGGCCUUUGUAGCAGCCAGCAUGACUUCUUACGCUAUCCUUGCUACACGAGCGAACGAGAAUGACGACGAAUACAGUGCUCGCCCUUCAGCAGGGCUUCAAAUGGUGAUCGAUAUCCUGAACAGUCAACGUCUUGUCACUGAUUUCACUACAGCAAUUCAUAUCAUCAGUAUUAUAGCUGCUGAAGGUCUUCUGAUCAUUCGUACAUAUGCGUUCUGGAAACAGAGCAAGAAGCUUUUGGCAGUGUUACUGGUCUCGGCAGCAAUUUGCAUUGUGUGCGGUGUGGGUCUCACAGAUAUUGUCGGUGGCCUACUAGCGGUGCCUGUAAACCCUUCAGCUCCCCCCACAAGCAACUGCACUUUUCAAGCGGGUCGCAGCAGUGCCAUUCAAUAUGGCUUUCUCGCGGCCUACGAAAUAUUGCUGUUAUCUUUAAUGGUGUUCAAGAGAUAUAAAGACUACAAAGAUUCUAACAGUCGUCUGGUGAGAGUAGUCUUCCAGGGCGGAGUGUGGUAUCUGACUCCCAUCAUCUUCGUUUCUGUGGUCAAUACAUUACUUACAGUUCUGGUGCCGCAAUCAUAUAACGAGAUGCUGGACUUACCACAACUUGUCCUCCACAGUAUGUUGGCAUCUCGUGUGCUGUUUAGUCUGCGUGAAAGUGACCAGGAUGAAUUGGAUUGGGCGACAUUGCAAAUGUCGACAUUUCGUCCAGCUCAGCAGGACCAAAGGGAUACUUCAUUUGAUUGA
Messenger RNA from Suillus plorans, 912 nucleotides. RefSeq lists its product as uncharacterized. Bases 1 to 912 code for a protein of 303 amino acids. The record is from RefSeq and is a predicted model, not a curated record. NCBI's taxonomy places the organism in Eukaryota, Fungi, Basidiomycota, Agaricomycetes, Boletales, Suillaceae. The transcript has 14 exons.